AGAUUUGCGGUGAUUAAGACAGAGAUUGUUAAAUCACUUCCAGUAGCGAUCGUAGUAGAGCCGACUGCUAUUCGCGCAAUUCCGAUCAUGUCGUGCGAUCGGGACAGCACAAUAUGGGAAAUGCAAAAGAACACGUUGACGAUGUUUGCGUCGGAGAUCGUCGGCACGGGUAUUCUCAUAUUUCUCGGUUGCAUGGGAUGUAUCGGCGUCAUGGGACCCACACCACCUCCGCCAUUGCAAAUGGCGCUAACUUUCGGCUUAACAGUGAAUCUCAUAAUUAUGAUGCUCGGUCAUGUGAGCGGUGCGCAUCUUAAUCCGGCUGUUACUAUCGGUUCCGUCAUCGUGGGUCUGAAAUCGAUCCCGACGGGUGUAAUUUACAUUCUGGGCCAGUUUAUCGGUGCUACUUUGGGAUAUUGGCUCUUAAAAACGAUAACGCCUGAGGAGUUGUUCAGUGAUGGAAAUUCGAAUUCGACCGGUGUUUGUGUUACGGUUGUUCAUCCGGGAAUCAGCAGUGCUCAGGCCGUGCUGAUCGAGGUGUUUUGCACGAGUUUCAUACUUUGCGCGGCGUGCGCCACGUGGGAUCCUCGAUGCGCUCACACCACGGAUUCGACCGCGCUCAGAUUCGGCCUGUCAGUCGCCGCCAUUUCCUUCGCUGCGAGCCCGUAUACGGGUUGCAGUAUGAAUCCAGCUCGAACAUUUGGUCCUGCGUUCUGGAAUGAUGCUUGGAAGGAUCAAUGGAUUUAUUGGAUCGGACCUACGUUGGGAGCUUUACUCGGAACGUAUACUUAUCAGAUACUAUUUGCGGAAAAUACUUUGAGAAAGAAAUUUUUUAUUUUAACCAAGGACGAGAAGUCAAGUUCCGUUUUGUCGCAUUUGGAUAACGCACAUAACAACAUUCAGCUUCAAUAAGUUUUUACGAUAAAUUGUCAUAGUCUGUGUAAAUGUGAAGAAAAGACACUUCUUGUAAGUAUUCUUAGAAAAAAAACACAUCUGCAUGACAAAAAAACCAUACUUACGCUCAUUAUUUAUUGAAUCGAUGGAGAUAAUUAUUAUCUUUUGUUUAAAUUAUCAUUCAUCGGUCAUUCUAUCUUUAAAGUAACUUGAAGUUUUAGUAGAUGGCGGACGUGAUGCGCGCGCCAUUACGAUGCUUGAUACAAUAGAAUACAAUUUUCUUGUUCUAUUCAAAAUUCUCUUCUUAUUCUCAAUAUUGUGUAAAACUGCUUUUUUGUCAAGUGCAAAACAAUUGUACAUAUAACAUAAGUAUAAAAUUAUUAUACUAUAUCGCAUUAUAAUUUACAAAAGACAAAACUUAUAAAAGAUAAUCGAUAAAAGCGCGUGAAUCGAUUGUAGACAAUGUUGCGAGCAACAUUAUGCAAUUGUGUGUACAAAGCGUAUUAUAUAUUUGUCUAAGUAUAAAUAAAUAAUUAUAUAUACUUAAAAUUUGUAAAACAAUUUAUUUGU
Messenger RNA from Pseudomyrmex gracilis, 1461 nucleotides. RefSeq names its product aquaporin AQPAe.a-like. The coding region runs from base 88 to 909 and encodes 273 amino acids. Gene Ontology annotation, molecular function: water channel activity. Lineage: Eukaryota; Metazoa; Arthropoda; Insecta; Hymenoptera; Formicidae. Gene Ontology annotation, cellular component: plasma membrane. The transcript is spliced from 6 exons. Gene Ontology annotation, biological process: transmembrane transport. The record is from RefSeq and is a predicted model, not a curated record.